Messenger RNA from Pomacea canaliculata, 1875 nucleotides. RefSeq lists its product as uncharacterized. The record is from RefSeq and is a predicted model, not a curated record. NCBI's taxonomy places the organism in Eukaryota, Metazoa, Mollusca, Gastropoda, Architaenioglossa, Ampullariidae. Bases 901 to 1452 code for a protein of 183 amino acids. The transcript has 2 exons.
UUGAAUGUAAGUUCUUGUGUGUGUGUGUGUGUGUGAGUGAGUGAAGAGAGAGAAAGAGAGAAAGAGAGAAAGGAAGACAAAGAUGGAGUACUCUCAGAAUCAGAAACACAAAGUGUGAGGGGAGAUGGGAGGGUCAAAGUAAGAGAGGCCGCGAAUGCGUGAGACGAUAGUACUGGGGGGUCCGUCACAUGGGUGGCAUGUCACGUGACAUACACUAGUGAUGUCAUACAACACGUGACGUUUUGCCAUACAUGGCUAGGAUUACCAUACAUGGCAUAUCCUUCAAUGGCUGCAGUAGGAAGAUACUCGAAGGGACUCGAUAUUCACCUCGCCUUCACAUUAUGGUUUUUGAGGUGCUCGUGCCCUCCUUGUCCCCUCCCCAGGUUCCCACACCACCGUGUUGCUGUUACCUGACUUGAUUUCUGUGCUAAAGCUUAGCAAAUUCUUCGUUAGAAGCCCGUUUAAUCCCAGUAAUAUCCCGAGGGCUGGAAGACAUACGGCUUCCUUUGUUUUUCCGUUCCUCGAGUUAGUUUUCUAAUCUCCCUUGUCCUUAUCCGGUGACAUUUGUCAUGGCUCCUGUAUCUCAACGACUACUGCUCCGACUGUACAUCAACAUCUUUCUGUCUUCCUUCUCUCUGUCUCUCCCUCCUUUCCUCCUUUCCGCGCGUCCAUUGACUGCAAGGCGCGCACAGCCUAACCUAUCAUGUCUACAAGCCGCAGUAAUCCGAUUUCAAGACUAGCAUUACAAUGCUGCCUCCACCGCCAAGGGUAAGCAAUCCCGCCUUCCCCAAUGAGCACCAUCACCAAGGGAGACAACGGCCUGCUGUACCCAAUCAUUUUCGACAAGCGUGAAAGAAGACCCGUGGGUGCGUUUCCACGCGCAACCACUUCUCCCACAUCAUGGCGGACGCACGGCAGCAGCUAGUGGUGCUGAAGCCCUGUCUCGUGAUGCUGCUGCUGCUCUUCUCCUCCUGCUUCUGCUCCAGCAAUGCAAGCAAUGGAAUGUCCUACAAAGACCACUUCCAUGGUGUGAGCAGCAUCGUGGAGGUGGAAUGUUCGGGGGUGUCGUUGCCGUCCAACGUGGACCUGAUGUCCAUCACCAUGUUCGCGAUGACCACUAGCCACUCCUCUCACACAGGGGGCAUCAUUGCUUCGAUCAACUAUGGCGGCCGCAAGUGUCUGACGACAGAUGUGUUCAGCUCGUGUGAAAUAGAUGAACGCAACUCGCGGUCCACCCGACUCCGGACACUGGUACUGGACCUGGCGGUGGAGGCCACCCGCUGGAUUGGCUGCAACGUCACUGGAUUCGAGUCCAGUAGUGGUUUAGUCAAAAUAGUCUCGUGGUCGCUUAAUGCCAAACGAAAAAGUGAGAUAUUUCUAUCAAGUCGAUGGUUAAUUAUUCAUUCCUUCAAUACUCACACUAACACUCACACUCUAAAAAGACAAUGGUAAAAAAAAAUAAUAAUUAAAAAAAUUCUUUACUCAAAACAUCUAAGUACACAAACUGAAACUGAUUUUAUAUUCUAAAAUGUGUUGCAGUCUCUAUGCUUACCUCAUACCAUAGUUAUCUCGACAUGACUAUCGCUACUUUAAUGGCCUGUCGUCUGCUAACAGACGGAAGAACAAAAAGAUCAGAAGAGGCAUCAGUCCACAGAAAACAAAAUCUCGGUCAAAUAUGGUUUCAAUUAGAGAGCUGGCGCAGUCCUCUCGUGAAAGGACAUUGUUAUUUCAUUAGUCUGUUUUCCAUUACGUAGGCCGUGCUAAAACCCACUCCAUGAAUAAUUAGUCAGUGUUUUCUUAGCGCUCUCCUUGCUGCGGAGAUCGAUUGUGUAUAUCACUGCGCACACGUACCACCGCCUGCCCGCACUUCUUUUC